Messenger RNA from Sinocyclocheilus grahami, 1855 nucleotides. RefSeq names its product zinc finger protein 239-like. Gene Ontology annotation, biological process: regulation of transcription by RNA polymerase II. The transcript is spliced from 3 exons. Gene Ontology annotation, cellular component: nucleus. Gene Ontology annotation, molecular function: RNA polymerase II transcription regulatory region sequence-specific DNA binding; DNA-binding transcription factor activity, RNA polymerase II-specific. NCBI's taxonomy places the organism in Eukaryota, Metazoa, Chordata, Actinopteri, Cypriniformes, Cyprinidae. The record is from RefSeq and is a predicted model, not a curated record. Bases 315 to 1316 code for a protein of 333 amino acids.
UUGAAUUUGGUUUGCCAACCGUCAAUAAAACACCAAAGAAGAAGAAGAAGAGUGUUGACUUUUUUUUUUUUGUAGAAGUGUCAUAUUUUCACUGGAUGCCGUAUAUUUCCAGGUUUCAUGCGACAGAUGUUCCCAUUUACAGAGUCUGACGUUAUCCCGUUUUACAUGGCUCAGCAGUUCACCAGGAAAGGUUGGGAAUGUUUACAUAAUUCUCAGGAGAAGCUCCAGGUGUAGCAGAUGAAAACUGGUAAAGACAGAGUUAAUUAAAGAGGAGAUUGAAGACAUGAGUGAUCCAGAACCAUCCAGAAUAAAACAUGAAGAUACUGAGGAACGAACAGGUACGAACUCCAGGUGCAGCAGCUGAAAUCUGUGACAUGGUAAAGAUGGAGUUUGUUAAAGAGGAGAUUGAAGACAUGAGUGAUCCAGAACCAUCCAGAAUAAAACAUGAAGAUACUGAAGAACAAACAGACUGGAUUGAAGUAAAACAGCAAAGACAUGAGGUGAAUGAAGUGGAGGAACAUUGUGAAAUCAAAACUUUAAGAAAAAAAGCCAAACAGCUGCACACCUGCUCACAGUGUGGAAAGAGUUUCAGAGACAAAGAAAACCUUAAAGGACACAUGAGAAUCCACACUGGAGAGAAACCAUACACAUGCCCUCAGUGUGGAAAGAGUUUUGCUGAUGCAGCAAAUCUCCGUAAACAUCUGCUCUUUCACUCUGAGGACAAGCCUUUUAACUGUGAUCAGUGUGGUAAAAAGUUUAUUUCACCAUCAGGUCUAAAAAGUCACAUGACCGUUCAUUCAGAUGAGAAGCCUCAUGUUUGUUCUUUCUGUGGAAAGAGUUUUUCAUGGCUGAUCAGUUAUAAACAGCACCAGAAAAUGCAUAAUGAAGUGAAAGAUCAUGUGUGUUGUGAGUGUGGAAAGAGCUUUACUAGAGUUUGCAAUCUGAAACGGCACCAAAUGAUUCACACUGGAGAAAAACCUUACAAGUGCUCAUAUUGUGACAAGAGUUUCACUCAGUCUGGAAGCCUGAAAGCACAUCUGCGACUUCAUACUGGAGAGAAACCGUAUCACUGUAUUCAGUGUGGAAAGAGUUUUACUGCAGCAGCAGGUCUUAGUUAUCAUCUGCACAUUCCUUCUGGAGAAAAGCCGUUUAGCUGUGAUCAGUGUGGUAAAAAGUUUAUUUCAUCAUCAUGUCUAAAAAGUCACCUGACAGUUCAUUCAGAUGAGAAGCCUCAUGUGUGUUCUUACUGUGGGAAAAGUUUUUCAAGCCUGCGCAGUUGUAAAAAGCACCAGAAAGCGCAUGAUAAAAGAUCAUGAUGAGAGAUCGUGUAUGUUGUGAGUGUGGAAAGAGCUUUUCUACAGCUGUCUAUCUGAAACAGCACCAAAGGAUUCACACUUAAGAAAAAUCUUACAAGUGCUCACAUUGUGUGACAAGUUUCAUUCGGUCUGAACACCUGAAAAUACAUGAGCGAGUUCAUUCUGGAGAGAAGCCGUAUCAUUGUACUCAGUGUGGAGAGAAUUUCACUCAGUCAGCAAAUCUAGUGACUCGUAUUAAAAAGCAUUGUUUUGUGUCUGAGUGAGCAAAGGUUUUUUUUACAAGAUUCAAUAUUUCAAAGAAAUAUUGUGAGAUUCAGAUAUAGUAAAUAUGAGAUUAGCUCAAAUGAUUCGUUUUGCUGUGAAAUGCCACAAGAUUUGUGAUGGGUUUUUUUCUGUUUUGUUGGAGAAUAGCAAAAGUUUUUAGUCACAUGUAUAUACUGUAUGUGUGUUUGUUCUUUGAUUGAAUGCUUCCUCAUUAAGACAUUGACAAAGAAACACCCAAAUAAAACUGGACAAAUAUGUAAGAAAACUCAAUGACC